AUGGCCACAUGCCCCAUUCAUGUCGAGUAUAAGGGCCGGCUGGCCAUCAUCACCAUUGACAACCCAAAGAAACUCAAUGCGCUCGACCAGUCCGGGUACUACGACCUCGCCACGGCGCUGAAUGAGAUCGCCACGCACGACGAAGUCUUCAUCACCCUCAUUAUUGGCAAGGGCCGUUUUUUCUCAGCCGGAGCCGACGUCUCCCUCUCGCGCCCCAGCCCGUCCCAGCUCCAAGCCCAAUCCGAGUCGCCGCACCGCUUCUGGCUGCAAUCCUUCGCCGCCUUCAACCUCAACAUCACCCGCGCCUUCUACACUCACCCCAAGAUCCUCGUCGUCGGCCUCAACGGGCCGGUGAUCGGUCUCUCGGCCGCCCUCAUCUCCUUCGCCGACUUCAUCUACGCCGCCCCGCACGCCUUCUUGCUCACGCCCUUCAGCUCGCUCGGGCUCGUGUCCGAGGGCGCGGCCUCGCGCGCGCUGGUGCAGAGGCUAGGCAUUGCCAGGGCCAACGAGGCGCUCAUCAUGAGCCAGAAAAUUGCGUGCGACGAGCUGGUGGCUGCCGGGUUCGUGAACAAGGUAUUUGGGGAGGUGGGCAAGGACGAUGAGGAUGAGAAAUUCAGGGAGUUGGUGCUGCGCGAGAUUGACGAGAGGCUCGGGGAGCAUCUAGUGGGGGAGAGCUUGCUGGGGAUCAAGAAACUCAUUCGGAAGCCCGAGAUGGACGUCAUGGAGGCGCAGAAUGUCGCUGAGGUGUUCGCGGGCGUGGAUCGGUUCGUCAGUGGGGUGCCGCAGGGCGAGUUCUUGAAGAUCGCCACGGGCAAGAAGAGGCAUAAGCUGUGAAUUGUAGGAUUUGUUUACCCUCAAUGUAUUUUGUGGCAUUCUUUUUCCAUGGCUUGUCUUGUGGUGAUACCUCAGACCAAUUCGGAUAUUAUGUCAACAACCCAAACAGC
This is a messenger RNA of Parathielavia appendiculata, 944 nucleotides long. RefSeq names its product d3,d2-enoyl-CoA isomerase-like protein. Bases 1 to 834 code for a protein of 277 amino acids. Gene Ontology annotation, cellular component: peroxisomal matrix. Gene Ontology annotation, biological process: fatty acid beta-oxidation. The transcript has 2 exons. NCBI's taxonomy places the organism in Eukaryota, Fungi, Ascomycota, Sordariomycetes, Sordariales, Chaetomiaceae. The record is from RefSeq and is a predicted model, not a curated record.